Messenger RNA from Mus musculus (house mouse), 4076 nucleotides. It is a transcript of the gene Coro2b, whose product is annotated as coronin, actin binding protein, 2B. NCBI's taxonomy places the organism in Eukaryota, Metazoa, Chordata, Mammalia, Rodentia, Muridae. The record is from RefSeq and is a predicted model, not a curated record. The transcript is spliced from 12 exons. Gene Ontology annotation, molecular function: talin binding; vinculin binding. The coding region runs from base 780 to 2282 and encodes 500 amino acids. Gene Ontology annotation, cellular component: cytoskeleton; focal adhesion.
GGAAGAGGUUCUUGGACUUGUCACAGGAGCCCGGGUUUGUUGAAGAACUUUUUUGGGGACGUCUUCCCUGCCAAUGGAAGAAUGGAGUUAAGAGGAGAGACCGUUGGGGCAGUGGGAUAAGCCCUGGGCCAAGGCAGAUUUGAGUCUCUCUACGGAGAAGGGCUAGGCCUAGUUUGGGCUUAGGUUUCCUUUUCUGCAAUGGGAUAAGAUGAGCCUUGGUAGUGGUGGGACAAACAAGUGAAGAGUAUGAACUGUACUCUUCCCAGGUUCUGUUGGAGUGCUGACCUCACACCCUGGCAUCGGCCUUAGCCGUGGAUUUGGCCGUCUAUACACCUUAGGCCAGACUCCAUCUUUCCCAGAUGCUCAGCUGGCUCUCACAGCUGAGGAGGUAGAAGCCAAGCAGGCCAGGCAGCCUGCUGUGGUCAAAGCCUUACAGAAAGGCUGGGCGGUCCAUUCUAGACCCUUCUAAUAAGCUCCUUACCCCAGCGACUUGCUCAGCCCGGCUCGGACUUCACUUCAGACCUUGUCAUUGCCCUCAGUUCUGGGACUUGGGAGCUGUAUGAGAAUGAUAACCUGAGGGCUCGGGGCGGAUGUGCCUGGCCUUAACUUUGUCAAGCUAGCUAUAUCAAGCGGCAGGGUGCUUAGUGCUCUUAAAUGAGCAUAAAUGCAGCUGGGCAGAGAUGUGUUGUUAUGGAGAUUGUAAAUGCCAAAGCUUCAGGCAGGUGGGGGCUGAGGAGCAAUUCAUGGGCCGGGUGGGAGCAUAAGUGUUAAGGCUGAAGAUGACCUUGCAAGGACUGACCCUGCAACCUCUCCUGUCUAUGCACACGGAUUCAGACAACUUUUCUCCCUUGAAGAUGUCCUGGCGACCGCAGUACCGCAGUUCCAAGUUUCGGAACGUGUAUGGGAAAGCGGCCAACAGGGAGCACUGCUUUGACGGGAUCCCCAUCACCAAGAAUGUACAUGACAACCACUUCUGUGCAGUCAACGCCCGCUUCCUGGCCAUAGUCACUGAGAGCGCAGGAGGUGGCUCCUUCCUCGUCAUCCCCCUGGAGCAGACAGGCAGAAUCGAGCCAAACUACCCCAAGGUAUGCGGUCAUCAGGGCAACGUGCUGGACAUCAAAUGGAACCCCUUCAUUGACAACAUCAUCGCCUCUUGCUCCGAGGACACUUCGGUGCGGAUCUGGGAGAUCCCUGACGGUGGGCUGAAGCGGAACAUGACCGAGGCGCUCCUGGAGCUCCACGGACACAGCCGCCGUGUGGGGCUGGUUGAGUGGCACCCCACGACCAACAACAUUCUCUUCAGCGCUGGCUAUGACUACAAGGUCCUCAUCUGGAACCUGGACAUAGGCGAGCCAGUGAAAAUGAUUGACUGCCACACCGACGUGAUCCUCUGCAUGUCCUUCAAUACAGACGGCAGCCUGCUCACCACCACAUGCAAGGACAAGAAGCUGCGUGUGAUUGAACCCCGAUCCGGCCGUGUUCUACAGGAGGCAAACUGCAAAAACCACAGAGUGAAUCGGGUAGUGUUCCUGGGCAACAUGAAGCGGCUCCUCACGACAGGGGUCUCCAGGUGGAACACAAGACAGAUCGCCCUCUGGGACCAGGAGGAUCUGUCCAUGCCAAUGAUCGAAGAAGAAAUUGAUGGACUCUCAGGCCUCCUGUUCCCAUUCUAUGAUGCUGAUACCCACAUGCUCUACCUGGCUGGAAAGGGGGAUGGAAACAUCCGGUACUAUGAGAUCAGCACGGAGAAGCCCUACCUGAGCUACCUCAUGGAGUUCCGCUCCCCAGCCCCACAGAAAGGCCUAGGUGUCAUGCCCAAGCAUGGGUUGGAUGUGUCUGCCUGCGAGGUCUUCCGCUUCUACAAGCUGGUGACCCUCAAGGGCCUGAUUGAACCCAUCUCCAUGAUUGUACCCCGGAGGUCAGAUUCCUACCAGGAGGACAUUUAUCCCAUGACACCAGGCACAGAGCCAGCGCUGACCCCUGAUGAAUGGCUGGGAGGCAUCAACCGAGAUCCCGUGCUGAUGUCUCUGAAGGAAGGCUAUAAGAAGUCUUCAAAAGUGGUAUUUAAGGCCCCCAUCAGAGAAAAGAAGAGCGUUGUCGUCAACGGCAUAGAUUUAUUAGAAAAUGUCCCACCCAGGACAGAGAAUGAGCUCCUCAGGAUGUUCUUUAGGCAGCAGGAUGAGAUUCGAAGGCUGAAGGAGGAGCUGGCACAGAAGGACAUCCGGCUCCGUCAGCUCCAGCUCGAACUGAAAAACCUGCGCAACAACCCCAAGAACUGCUAGCCCCGCCUCGGGCUGUGUUAGCCCCGCCUUGGGCUGAGUAAGCCCCGCCUCGGGCUGUUUUCCAAGCCGAUCUCUCCGUUGUUUUUACUGGUCCCUAAACUGCCUCUUAUCUGUAGAGCCCAGAGACAGGGCCUGGACUGGAGCUGGGGACCAGUUGGUAGACCCUACCUACCACCUCAAGAACUGGAAGCUGACCUUUGACCUCCUGACUUCAUGCUAACAUCGGUCCCCCAGCCUCUCCUGGAAAGCCCACCCCUGACUGGCUGCGGCUUCUCCUUGCAGCCCCAAGAGCCAGGCUUUCCCCCUUGGCUCCCGGCAAGUCUCCUCAGAGGGACAGGAUGAGUGGGAUUACAGCCUGGUUUAGAUCUUGAAUGUGUCCCCUGCAGAGGGGCUGCCAGGACCUAUCUACACAGGAACCAGUCGCUCUGACCCCAGCAUUCCUUCUGAAACACAGAGAGGGCUGGAUUGUGGGGAGAGCGCUCUGCCCACCUUCUGCCUCCUUCUGCUCCUGCUGCCGAGCAAGCUCAAGUCAUCUCACCCAAUGGUUGAGCGCCUGGCAGCCCGCCCUUUUCUUUCUGAACUCCCUCCCACCCCUUUGUCUUCAGGGAAUGAAGAGGAUGUGCUCCAUGGCCAUAAUGACCCUUUGCCUACCUACCCUGUGGUUCUCUUCAAAGCUCUUUUACACCACUUUUCCAUUUAAUUCGUGAAGCAGGCAGAGUAAGGAUUAGUGUCCCUACCUGUCAAAUGACAGAACCGAGGGGUCACUCAGAGGGUCAGCAGCAGACCAAGUACCCUUGGUAUCCAGAGCUUUCGGCCAGGGCCCUUCCCACUGUAUUGAGAUGCCAAUCCCCUUGUGGGCUUCCCCAGAAAGAGACCUGGAAGCCACUUCCACUGUCUGCCCAACACCAGUAGUGCCAACACGCAGGCUGAGGCUCUCACACUCAGUGCCCUGGACCCUCCUGGCCUGCGCUCCUUGCUCUCACUCUCUGCUGGGGGGGGGGGGGGGGCUCCAUCUGACAGUGAGGCCUCUUCCUGGAAGCUGAGGCAGAGAGAAAGAAUAGAGUUUGGCCCUUGGGCAGGCAGAGCAAGAUGGCUUCCAGGGACGCUCUGCCUGUGUCUCCCUCCACCCCGCUCCCUUCCCACUCCCAACCCUGCUAUCUCAGCCACUUUCAGCCUUACACACACAGGAUGACCACAGCCACUCCACCCACAUAGCACUUUAAAGUUUACCCAGGUUUUUGACACAUAGAUCUCACCGACUCGUGCAUCUGCCCUACUUUACAGUGAAGGUAACCAGGAAAUGGCCCUCUGCACGCAGCUCUGGGAUGCGGCAUCUCUUUGGUCCUCUACACGCUUGCUUUAGCCCCUCUCCCCUCCCUCUCUCCAUUCUCCACCUAACACAUGGAGCUCAAAAGCACUGGUGUCAGGACAGUCACCGCCCUUUGGGUAGAGGAGAUGUGGGGACCUCGGUCACCGGCUGGGAUCUGCUAUACAUAGGACACUUCUUGCCUGCCCACCCUGCAAAACUUCCCAACUGCAGAUGCCCUCCAGGCGAGCUGAGGUGAGAUUUCCCCAGCCCUGGGGCCUCUCCUCUCCAACCACCGACGUUCCCCACUCCCAGCGUGCUAAAGCGAGUUCUCCUCCCCACCACCACAGCUAGACUGUCAGCUCUCAUCUCCCCUCCACACUUCUGGAAUUUUCUUUCUCUCCAUUGACCUUUGUGGUCUUCUGUGAUUAUUUAUGCUGCCUCCCAAGGUUAGAAUUGAAAUAAAAUGUUUUCAGGUUAUCAAGCCA